This is a messenger RNA of Zingiber officinale, 1572 nucleotides long. Its product is annotated as expansin-like A2. The record is from RefSeq and is a predicted model, not a curated record. NCBI's taxonomy places the organism in Eukaryota, Viridiplantae, Streptophyta, Magnoliopsida, Zingiberales, Zingiberaceae. Bases 644 to 1417 code for a protein of 257 amino acids. Gene Ontology annotation, cellular component: extracellular region. The transcript is spliced from 8 exons.
CUUGUGGGAUCGAGACUGGACUUCCUUGACGAGCGACGGUGGCGCAUUGGAAGAAGCGUGGUUUACUGCACCAAAGCUCGUAAAGGCGACAUUUUCAGGGACCUCCGAGAGCAAUGUGACUCCAUUAAUGGGGAAGCAGUUGCAGAGCUAAAAAUUAGAAGUUUGAAUUCACUAAACAAGGAUCAAUCCAACAACUUCGUAGAAAAGCUGAGAACUGAAUGAAACCUCGGAAGCAGUUCCAAUUCGGACCUCAACCAAGAAAAAGAUCGAGAACACUCGCAGAAAAUAACAAGACAGGAAUCGAAGAGGAGAUGAGGAAUUAACCGGCACCAAGUGGUUUGUAUAUAGCCAACACGAAGGUAUCGAUUACAUCAACAAAAGAUCAAGUUAUUGUUUAAAGAGCGAUGAUCCUGAUUCAAACAGAGGCCACGGAAAGAUGCCAAAACUUUAGACUUGAAGCACGGUUUUGCUUGUUUUUUCCUACAAAUGGAGGCAAGAACAGUUGGCGGGCGCGUCGAGAAGUCAUCGUCACUGCACUGCUUGCUCUCUUCUUUCCAUGGGAGACACAGCACCAUGGAGUUUACUGCCCCUCCUCUUCCUAUUUAUCUCACCACAUCCGUAAUUUCAUUAACAAGACACAGACAUGAUCGCAGGUGAUUCCAUCUUCUUCUUCUUCCUUCUCAUUGCUUCCUCCGCCAUGGCUUCCGGUGGCUGUGUGCAUCCAGCAAGAGCUGGAUACUUGUCUUCUUUAUCUGUUUUCUCUGCUGGAGCUUGUGGAUAUGGCCCCAUGGCCUUGGGCUUCAAUGGUGGCUACGUUGCUGCUGCGACGUCUACUCUUUACAGAGGCGGCGUUGCCUGUGGAGCUUGUUUCCAGGUGAGGUGCAAGAACAUGAAGAUUUGCCACAGCGAAGGUGUCAAAGUGAUCCUCACGGACCUCAACGAGGGGAAUGGCACAGAGUUGAUUCUCAGUCGACCGGCGUUCAUGGCGAUGGCGCAGCACGGAAUGGCCAAAGAGCUGAAGAAACUUGGCACUGUGGAUGUGGAAUACAUGAGAAUUCCAUGCGAGUUUGGAAACAAGAAUUUGUCCAUCAGAGUGGAGGAAAAGAGCCAGAAGCCUAAUUAUCUGGCCAUCAAGUUCCUGUACCAGGGAGGUCAAACUGACAUAGUAGCAGUGGAUAUAGCAAAGGUUGGGUCGGCACAUUGGCAGUCCAUGAGCCGAGUAAAAGGACCCAUGUGGAGCACCUACCGAGCGCCCACCGGACCGUUGCAGAUUAGAUUGGUGGUGACUGGCGGUUACGAUGGAAAGUGGGUUUGGGUUCGGAAGGAGACAUUGACGGUCGACUGGACGACUGGUUCGAUUUAUGAUCUGGGGGUUCAGAUCAGUGACAUUGCUGAAGAUGGAUGCUCAAGCUCCUAAACCAGACUCGAUUGCCAUUUUAGAUGUAUACAUGUGUAAAAUUGCACAAGAUCGAAGCCAUUGAACAGGACAUGGAUUUGAUGCCUUAAAAAAAGGGCUAAAUGAUCCACGGGUCACUAAAGAGUCGAUAAAAUGUCCCUUUAUUUUUGCGUUAA